Molecule: messenger RNA, 988 nt
Organism: Hyalella azteca
Lineage: Eukaryota; Metazoa; Arthropoda; Malacostraca; Amphipoda; Hyalellidae
Exons: 3
Coding region: 74-658 (194 amino acids)
Cellular component (GO): U12-type spliceosomal complex
Molecular function (GO): metal ion binding
Source: RefSeq, a predicted model, not a curated record
AGUGCAGUGCACCAGUUCUUCUUAGCCAUCCACCAUCUUCUUUUCUUCCUGUUUUCAAAAGUUACAGUUAACCAUGGGUCGCCGUUACUACUGCUACUACUGCAACACCAGUUUCCCAUACAGUCGUGAAGGCCGCCUGAAGCACUGCAGUGGCCACGUGCAUGCCAGGCUUCGGGCUCGCCAUUAUGAACAAUACGAGACAGCACGUCAGCGCUACCACACGCAGCUCAGCAAGGAGAAGUGCAGGAAGCAUCAGUCCAGCCAGGGCUGCCCCUUUGGUGAUGAGUGCAUAUACUCGCAUAUGACACAUGAACAGCUGGAGAUGCUCCGUCUUGCAGCUCAAGACGAAGCCGUUCUUGAAGAAUAUGGACCCUUACCUUGCCAACUCACUUCAUCUCUGACGUGCCCUUCAACAUCGGAGGAGGCCGAUAGCUUGAUUCUGUCUAUCCGACGACGACGUAUUCUGCAGAAAUAUCCAUUCAUUACCGAGCCACAGAAACGACUUGGCACUUCAGAUGACCAUAUGCAGCCGCAAAGUCAAACAAAAUCUUCCAAGAUGGCUGAACUGAGUCAGUACCAGCCACUGCCUCCGUCUCUGAUGCCGUACACCUUGGAUAACUUGCUGUCUGAGCCUCUUCCUGAGUGGGGCUGGCAGUGAACACUUGCACAUUUUAGACUCGAAGCACGUGGUUUUUUAGGUGAUUGAUGACUUUUGCGUUGCAAUUAUUUUAUCAUAACCAUUCAGGAACGUGUUAGGCUGCUAGGUAUGAGAAAUUGGCAUCAAUUUUCCCUUCUAGAACUAAUGUGAGAACUCUACAACCACUAUAAAUCUUCCUGAUCGCUUUUCUACUCUACAUUUUUCUGUUGUUUUGUUGUUGACGGGCAUUCCAUUUGUCUAGUUAUAUCUGUUUUCGUGCUUACAUUGUUUGUUCGGUUUUCCUACUUUUCCUAUUGGUGGAUGACUAAUAAUACAGUUUGUGUGAUUAAA